AUGGCUUCAGAUCAAGAGGAGGACGAGUUCCUCGGUUUUUCCGAUGAUGAAGGAGACGGCACGAACUCUGAUUCAGAUUAUGAUGAUGAUGAAGCAACCCAAAAUGCUGUAAGUGAAGUAAAUGCUCAUCAAAUAGGGGACUUUGAGCAAAAUCAACAAUUGCCAGAUCUGAAUGAAGUGGGACAAGAAUAUGCACAAGAAUGUGAAGUGGGACCACAGCAUACAUCAGGUAUAUCAGAUAACCACUCAGUUCCAUUUUUGUUUGAUUUGAACAUGCCAACACAACAAGAGUUCCCACCAUCUCCAAUUCAUCAAACAGAAACAGAGCAAAAUCAUCAUAAGCCUAGAACCCCAAGGAUUAACAACGAAUUAAGGUUGGAAAUCUUGUUGUUCCUUCUCUUAAGAAAAGAAAAGCAUUCAGAUGAACUCAUUCAUGGGACAAAUAGGCAGGCUGUUAUAAAGUUUGGUUACACAAGGAAGACAAUUAGACUAAUAUGGCAGAGAGCAUUGACACAUAAGGCAGCCAUGGAUUCGUAUUUCUAUGAUACCAAAUAUCACAACUGUGGGAGGAAGAGAAUUCAAGUAACAUAUGAGUCUAUAGCCUCCAUAGCCAUGGGGGAUAGAACAACCAUUAUUGAUCUAGCAAGGAUGCUCAAUUUGAGUCCCACAACAGUUUGGAGAAUGGUGAAAAGAAAACAGAUAAAACCACAUUCAAGUCCAUUGAAUCCAGGCAUUUCAGAAGAAUGCAAGAUGGCAAGGAUGAAGUGGGUACUUGGUCUCUUAAUGGACUACUCAAUACCAAAUGAUCCCACAUAUUACAGCAUGUAUGAUUUCAUUCACAUCGAUGAGAAAUGGUUCUAUCUUACACAAAAAAGUCAAAGAGUUUAUUUAGCAAACAAUGAACCAUUUCCACACAGGAAGGGAAAAUCAAGAACUAAGAUUCCAAAGUUCAUGUUUAUGGCAGCAGUAGCAAGGCCAAGGUGGGGACAAGAUGGGCAGUGUGAGUGGGAUGGGAAACUUGGUAUAUUUCCAUUCACAGAUGCAGUGGCAGCAAAGAGAACAUCCAAAAAUAGAGUCAAGGGGACAAUUGAGACUAAACCAAUCAAGUCAGUUAAUCAGAUUGCAACCAGGGCCAUGCUAAUCAACUACCUAAUCCCAGCAAUUAAAGAGAAAUGGCCACCACAUGAGGGGGAAAGGGUCAAUUCAAUCACUAAUGCACAAAAGAUGCCUAAAACAGUUGAAGAUUUAAGUGGUGCUGUGACUGAGGCAUAUAAUGAACUGCAUGCAAAGACUCUAUCUAAUGUGUGGAUGUCACUUCAAUAUGUUGGAAAUGAAAUUUUGAAACACAAGGGGGACAAUGACUACCAACUCCCACACAACAAGAAAAAGAUUUUAGAAGAUGAGGGGAAUCUGCCAGAACAAGUUAAGGCCCCAAGGUGGGCUGUGAAUGAAUGCAAACAACUUGUUGAUGAAUGGAGAGCAAAUCAGUGA
Messenger RNA from Spinacia oleracea (spinach), 1491 nucleotides. RefSeq lists its product as uncharacterized. Gene Ontology annotation, molecular function: nucleic acid binding. The record is from RefSeq and is a predicted model, not a curated record. NCBI's taxonomy places the organism in Eukaryota, Viridiplantae, Streptophyta, Magnoliopsida, Caryophyllales, Amaranthaceae. The transcript is spliced from 2 exons. Bases 1 to 1491 code for a protein of 496 amino acids.